This is a messenger RNA of Ostrinia furnacalis (Asian corn borer), 739 nucleotides long. RefSeq names its product gonadal protein gdl (gene gdl). The coding region runs from base 187 to 717 and encodes 176 amino acids. NCBI's taxonomy places the organism in Eukaryota, Metazoa, Arthropoda, Insecta, Lepidoptera, Crambidae. The transcript has 4 exons. The record is from RefSeq and is a predicted model, not a curated record.
AUCAAAUUUGAGAAAUGAAAAUUUACACGAAUUUGUAGUAUUUGUUUUUUAAUUUACGAUAAAAUGUGAAUUGUGAUUAUUACACCGCUGUGUUCUAAACAAAAUAAUUGCGUUCGUUUCAAUAUGUUAAUAGAUUAAGUAAUAACUUCACAAUCUUACAAUAAAAGGAUUUUGUUCAAUAAUAAAAUGGAUAUUGAGCCUACACCUGAAGCUCUACAAAGAAAACUAUAUUUCUUAUUAGAACAACUUCAAGACAUGGCUCGAGAAUUACCACCGAAAUACCAAAUGAGAGUUCCAAUCGAGCUUCUGUCGGGUCUAGCUAAUUGCCUCCUGAAUGAAACAGUAUUUGAAAUAGUCAAAGGCCUAAUGGAAAUUCAACAUGUUACUGAAAAACAUUUAUUUCAACAAAGACUGCAAAUAAUCAACAAACAUACCUUGGAAAUUCAGAAUAUGAUUAAUACUUCAACAAGUCCUGAACAUCAGGAAUUGCAGAAAACCAUAUUACAAAGGCGACAUAGAGAGGAACUUAAACAGACAGACAUGAAAUUAGUUAUCCAACUUGAUCAAAAAGUUAGUGAUCAACAAGUGACAUUAGAAAAAGCUGGAGUUCCCGGAUUUUUUGUUACAAAUAAACCUAUUGAAGUUAAAGUCCAGAUGUACCUAUUAGAUUUUAUAUUAAGACUAAGUAAAAUGGAAAUCCCCCAGGGAGUUAUGUGAUAAUAAAUAAUUUAUACAAUAA